Molecule: messenger RNA, 1685 nt
Organism: Eurytemora carolleeae
Lineage: Eukaryota; Metazoa; Arthropoda; Copepoda; Calanoida; Temoridae
Product: skin secretory protein xP2
Exons: 6
Coding region: 100-1569 (489 amino acids)
Source: RefSeq, a predicted model, not a curated record
UUUUUGCAUAAAGAUGCUUUUUCAUCUCAGGUUUCAGUAAUUGUCAGGUGUAAACUCAGUUAGUUGAUUUGAUAAAGCAAUUCCAUAUAGAAUAUUAGGAUGCGCUUUACAAUUUUGGUGGGUCUACUCAUACUUGGGGUGGUUGGAGCAGCACCAAGAAAAGGAGGAAGUGAACACGAAGAUGCGGAGGGAGGGAUAAAAUCCCAUGCUGAGAAACUACAAGAUCUCGAAAAAGACCCUAAAGAGAAUUCCGCAGAAUCUGAUGAUGAUAAGAAUUCCAAAGAGGAUUCAAAAGAAGGAGAAGCAAAGGAACAAUCCAAAGAGGAAUCAAAAGAAGAAUCAAAAGAAGAAUCAAAGGAAGAUCAGGAAAAUAAAGAAAAUUCUGCCGAAGAAAAAGAAGAAAAUCAAAAAGAGCCAUUAAAAGUUGGAGCUGCUAGGGUUGCCCAAGAUGCUCCUGCAGCUAAUGUAGCCACUACUGCAGCUCCUGCUGAUGCUGCUGCUCCUGCUGAUGCAGCUGCUCCUGCUGAUGCAGCUGCCCCAGCUGAUGGUGCUGCUCCUGCUGAUGGUGCUGCUCCUGCUCCUGCUGAUGGUGCUGCCCCUGCUGAUAGUGCUUCUCCUGCUGAUGGCGCUGCCCCAGCCGAUGGUGCUGCUCCUGCUGAUGGAGCUGUUCCUGCUAAGGGUGCUGCUCCUGCUGAUAGUGUUGCUCCUGCUGAUGGUGCUGCACCAGCUGAGGAUGGUGCUACCACUGCUCCUACUGAUGGUGCUGAUGCUAAUCGUGGUCUUGACGCUGGAGCAGAUGCUGGAGCCCCAAUAAAACUUGACAUUAAGUCCACCCAAGAAGGAACAGCUAUUGUGGGUGAGGUUAUUGGAAAACUCAAGUCCUUAAAUGGUUGGCUGGAAGGUGUUGUUGGAUACUGGAAUGGAAUGGUGGAGAAAUCUGGGGCAGUGUCACAAGAUGAUAUCACUAAAGCAAAGGCAGGAGCUGGUAAAGCUGAUGCAGCUGGAGGGGAAACAGCAGAUGCUUCUGAUGAUUCUGCUGAUGCUAAUCGUUCUGAUCCAGGAGAUGGUGCUGACCCUGCUGCUCCAGCAGAUGCUGAUCCAGCAGAUGCUGAUCCAGAUGCUGCUGAUGCUGCUGCAGGGGAUGCAGAUGCAACUACUGCUUCAGCAGAUGCUGCAGGAGCUAAUAAUUCAACAGCCCCAGCAGAUCCUGCUGCUCCUGCUGACCCUGCUGCUCCUGCAGACCCAGCUGCUCCUGCUGACCCCGCUGCUCCUGCAGACCCAGCUGCUCCUGCAGAUCCUGCAGCUGCAGACCCUGCAGCCACCACACCAGCCGCUGCAGCUGCUCCCGAAGCUGCUAGAGUUAUGGGAGAGGAUGCAGAAGAAAUAGGAUCAGAGGGAGAAGUGGAGCCUCAUAAUCAUGAAUUAGCACUUGAAUCUGACAGAGUAAUGGGUGAACCUGAGGGAGAAGCAGAACCACAUAAUCAUGAAUGGGAACCAGAAUCUGAUAGAGUAAUGGAAGAACCAGAAUCAGAAUGGGAGGCGCAUCAUGAUUGGGCAGAGAAGAAAUAAAGGAGAAUAAAAUCUUAAAGAAUCUUAAAACUCAAUCUAGGAUUUAAAAUCAGAAACAAAUCACUAUGAAUGUAAAUAAAAGUAUGUUAAAAAUAUAUAGUUUUUAUUACUCGUGA